UGAAAAUAGAUAUUUACGUUAUGAUAAAGAUAUCAGUUUCUAUUUUAACUCCUAUAUACUGUAGUGUAGUUCAUUUACAUAAUCUAAGCAUGGCCAGCGUUGUUGAAAAGUUUGAUAUUGUUUUGUCGUUUGACACAACGGGAUCUAUGUCUAGUUGUAUCGGCUCCGUGCGACUUAAAAUGCGAGAAAUGAUGCGAAAACUUAAAUCGGACAUACCAGGUAUUCGGAUGGGAGUAAUCGCACACGGGGAUUAUGAUACGGAUCAUACUUAUAUCAUUAAAUUUGAGAACUUGACAGACGAUGUUGAGAGACUGUGUCGCUUUGUUGACUCUGCUCGUGGCACUGGAGGAGGUUCCGCUGGGAAUUAUGAUGAGGCAUACGAACUGGCAUUGCAAUACACCCGAAACCGAAUGAACUGGCGACCAGACUCAAACAGAGUUCUUGUGAUGAUUGGCGAUUGUAGACCUCAUGAGCGUAACUACUUUCUCAACAAGCAACGAAUUGACUGGAACAGAGAAACAGUGUUACUACGUGAUAUGAAUGUAAAAAUAAACGCAGUGCAAUGCCUGAACAGAACCUAUGCAGAUUCGUUCUACCAGAAGAUAGCGUCGGCAACAUUUGGACAUCAUGUGUCCCUGAAUGACAUUAAGAAGAUAGAAGAAGUGUUAAUGUCUAUCUGCUAUAGAGAAGCUGGACUAGGAAUGGAAAUAACUGUGCCCACAGUUCUUCCAUCAUCGUUUGUCCAACCAAAGCCAUCGGCAUCAACACCGAUGUGUACAGAUACACGAGCGGAGACUACAAUGCAAGACAAAUCUGAUUUCGAUUCCGAGCCCGACAGCGAUGACCAAACUGAUAAUGGUAUGUCUUGUCCAAUGUGUAAUACUGUGAAGCCACCGAAUGAAUUUCCAUCAACCACUGCUAGUGAAGAUUGUGAACAUGCACUGCUUGAAUGUCUCAGGUGUGUUGUAAAGCAUAUUACAGAGGAAGGAACUUGUCCAGAUGAAACUUGCAACGUCAAUAUCGACUCAGAUUGCCAAAUGGUUCAGUUUUUCCAGGCUAAACUUGAUAGGCUUUUCGUAGACUACAGUAAGGUAUUGGAACAACGUACAAAAUUGCUAAAACCUGGCGGCGAUUUGAUCAGUGUAUCCACUAUCAACGGUGACACAGAAUGGUUUCCAUUCCGAUCAUAUAUGCGAAUUGGUGAUCUGAAAAAGGAAAUUAGUGAAAAACUAGGUGUGAGAGUAGAAGAACAGCGAUUGAUAUACAAUGACACAAAUUUGAAGACUGAUGCCAAGUUGUCUGACUACAACAUUUCCAGUAAUUCAAAUAUUUCCUUGAUUAUGCCACUAUACUGUAUUCCGGAACACUUGGACCACGUGGUGUUUGACCUGUCUUGGGAAUUCCCCACUGUGAAUCCGGAUUUCCUCGAUGCUACCUGCAUGGCCUUCGAAAAGGAUGAGUUUGUUCAGGUCAUCGACUGGACACAUUCUUCAAAUAAAUACUAUCUAAGUAAUUCGAUCAAACACUCAGAGAAAACUCUUACUGGUCCCGGAGCAAAGACUGGACAUCAGACGAUCCAUGUUCAUUUGAAAAGUGUACCUGGGAAUAUAACUCAUCUGUAUUUCACGCUUAGUUCAUGGAGGUCACCAAACCUGUCCGAGUUCAGAAACCCUUCAUUGAAAUUUUAUGAAGCAUCCAGCGAAAAUGUUAACUUGUGUGAAACCACAUUUGGGCAUGCUUUAAGUUCACAAGCUGUCAUCAUGUGCUCGGUUGUUCGUGCAAGAACAAAAUGGCAAAUAUUUGAAUGUGGUGCUGGUAGUCUGGUAGGUGGAAACGCAAAGUGUUACAACCCCAUUCGAGCAAGAAUUGCUGAACUAAUUGACAAUGAGCUAUAGAUUCUGCUAUCGUUGAUGUCUUGCACCACUGUUUUUUUCUUUCAGUGAUGUAUUCUAUGGGGACCAGUAUAUAAAAUAUAUUUAACCGUCCUGAAUCCAUGUAUUGUAUAAUGCAAACUAAAUAUGUGAUUUUUGUUCCUGUAUCUGCCUAAUAAUAUAUGCCGCACUCUAAGGUUUUGUUUUUGCUGGAUUCAACGUCAAAUAUCAUGCUAUUGGCAGCAAAUCAUGUGCACCUUCAUUGUGUCAUUACGUGUAUAGAUCAUUUCUUGAAAUGGAGUCAUAAACCAUUUGCAACUUGAUAAGUUUCUUGCAUCAAAUAUGUCAAGGUUUGGACCCACAGCAUAUGUUUGUUUGUUUGUUUGUUUUGGGUUUAACGCCGUUUUUCAACAGUAUUUCAGUCAUGUAACGGCGGGCAGUUAACUUAACCAGUGUUCCUGGAUUCUGUACCAGUACAAACCUGUUCUCCGCAAGUAACUGCCAAUUUCCCCACAUGAAUUAUCAGAGGUGGAGGACGAAUGAUUUCAGACACAAUGUCUUUUAUCAAAUCGUCACGGAGAACAUACGCCCUGCCCGGGGAUCGAACUCGCGAACCCGCGAUCCGUAGACCAACGCUCUCCCUACUGAGCUAAGCGGGCGGGCACACAGCAUAUGUAUACCUAUAUGAUGUGUCAAAACAACAUAGUUUUUAUGUGUCCUGUGAAAAGUACGAUAUCGAGUUUGUUUCUUGAUUUAGGAUCUUUUGAUUAUUAUUUUAUGCUAUGUUUAGCUCUUGAUGUUCAGUGAAUUUGGUAACUGUUACCUUUAUUAUUAUAUGCAUAUCUCGAUUUGCAAAUAAAUUUAUUGUUGUU
Messenger RNA from Mercenaria mercenaria, 2743 nucleotides. RefSeq lists its product as uncharacterized. The transcript has 7 exons. The coding region runs from base 21 to 1895 and encodes 624 amino acids. The record is from RefSeq and is a predicted model, not a curated record. Gene Ontology annotation, molecular function: protein binding. Lineage: Eukaryota; Metazoa; Mollusca; Bivalvia; Venerida; Veneridae.